Aureobasidium pullulans EXF-150 is the source of this 1149-nucleotide messenger RNA. RefSeq lists its product as uncharacterized. The transcript is spliced from 2 exons. Lineage: Eukaryota; Fungi; Ascomycota; Dothideomycetes; Dothideales; Saccotheciaceae. Gene Ontology annotation, molecular function: protein binding. The record is from RefSeq and is a predicted model, not a curated record. Bases 1 to 1149 code for a protein of 382 amino acids.
AUGAAAAAGUUGACGAAAGGACCAGUCAAAAGGCAGACUUGGAAUGUAUUUUUAGUAGAGGCACGCUGUUGGCCAGAUUCGGAGUGCCGCAAGAAGGAGAAGCAGGUGGAUACACCUUUACGUGGAAAUGGAGUACGAUAUGCGCCUACACCCAUCCAUCCUACAGCGCGCGGCAACAUUCGAACGAACUUCAAGAGCUUCCGUGAUGUCGCAACGAUUGUGGUUGGUGGACAGCAUGCACCAGACUCGCUUUCACGAGGCCAAGGGCAGACGACUUACACCAUCCACAAAGACCUUCUGACUGCCGAGUCACCGUUCUUCUCGGCCGCGUUGAACGGCGCAUUCGCCGAGGGCCUCGAUCAAACAGUGCAUUUGCCUGAAGAGAAGCCAGAAACCUUCGAGUGGUUUCUAUGGUGGCUGUACACGGGCUCUCUGACCACUCCUACGCCUGGAAACUGCCACACCGAACCAAGACAUCAACGCAUGCAUGCUAUGCUGGUUGCGCCGGGUCACACGUCACCUGUACAGCACCCAAUGACCCAUACGGACGGUGAUUUGCGCAACACAGCAGGGUCACCCAAGUAUUUCUUGCUGCUCGAUCUAUACGCGCUUGCGGACAAGCUCAUGACAACUGCGCUCUGCAAUCACAUCGUUGACACGAUAGCACGACUCUCUGAGAGCACCAACUCGGUUCCUACACCGUCCGACACAUGGAUUCUUUACGAUACGGUCCGUGACAAUGCCCCGAUGCGCAAGCUGAUACUCGACCUUUUCGCAUACAAGAAGACAGACAAGUUGCUCGAGAGCCACAAAGACGAAUGGCACCCCCGGUUCCUUCGGGAGUUGGUUGUCAAGCUCAAGAGACCAGGACUCGAGUCGCUGGACAGACACUCGUUUCUACCGUGGCGACCUAACAGCUGGCAAACGACGAAAGCGUGUGAGUCUUGCAGAGAACUGCUCAAGCCAGGGCUCAGUAGUGAGAAGUGCGAGGUUUGCGACAGGGCAUUCUGCAGUGGAUGUGCACAUGCUGGCAGGGUGUCUAGCAUUGGAGGAGACGUUGGAGCUUGUAAGCCAUGGUUGAAGGGGAUGUGUUCAAGAUACCACGAGCAUGCUCCCAACGAGGAUGAGAGCAGAAGAUGCGGGAGAUGA